This is a messenger RNA of Sorex araneus (European shrew), 5209 nucleotides long. It is a transcript of the gene COL4A4, whose product is annotated as collagen type IV alpha 4 chain. The coding region runs from base 1 to 5079 and encodes 1692 amino acids. Gene Ontology annotation, cellular component: collagen trimer. The transcript has 47 exons. Gene Ontology annotation, molecular function: extracellular matrix structural constituent. NCBI's taxonomy places the organism in Eukaryota, Metazoa, Chordata, Mammalia, Eulipotyphla, Soricidae. The record is from RefSeq and is a predicted model, not a curated record.
AUGGGUGAAAAAGAGGCUAAUGAUGACAAGCCGAUCGAGGAUCACAUUUAUCUUGUCAUGAUGGCAAUCAGCUGGUCCCUUCUACUUCUUCUCUUUUCUAUGCAACAUGUGUUUGGGAGUGCAAAGAAGUUUAUCGGUCCUUGUGGAGGAAGAAACUGCACCAUUUGUCACUGCAUUCCUGAAAAGGGGUCUCGGGGUCGACCAGGACCGCCAGGGCCACAGGGUCCAAUAGGAUCCCUAGGACUGCCAGGACCCAGGGGCAUCCCGGGAGAGAAAGGGUUGAGAGGUGACAGUGGCCAUCCAGGAGCAGUGGGGGACAGAGGAGACAAGGGUCCAACUGGUGUCCCUGGAUUUCCGGGUUUGGAUGGUAUACCUGGGCACCCGGGACCUCCGGGACCCAGAGGCAAGCCUGGCCCGGAUGGCUAUAACGGCUCUCGAGGUGAUCCCGGGUUUCCAGGAGAAAGGGGACCUCAUGGCGCAAGAGGCCCGCCAGGCCUUCCUGGGGAAAAUGGAGAAAAAGGAGAUUCUGUGUUCAUUUUUGGUGCCAUUAAAGGUAUUCAGGGAGACAGAGGGGACCCAGGACUUCCGGGAUUGCCUGGAUCGAGGGGUGCCAGAGGUCCACCAGGACCCAUGGGCUACCCAGGAGAGCCGGGAUUCACUGGACUUCCGGGUCACCCUGGGAACCCAGGUUUGAAGGGUAAUCCUGGCAUCGGAGUAAAGGGGCAGAAGGGGGACCCGGGUGACGUUGGCCUGCAGGGUUCUCCUGGACUAACCCUAUUGAUAGAAACACCGGAUUAUGGUUCCUUCAAGGGAGAGAAGGGUAUAAAAGGAGUUCCAGGAAGGCCUGGACCACCAGGACCGCCAGGACCCAAGGGAGAACCUGGCAUUGGAGCCAAAGGAGAGAAAGGGAUUCCCGGAUUCCCGGGACCUCGGGGUGGCCCUGGUUCCUAUGGAUAUCCAGGCUUCCCAGGAUUAAAGGGGGAACCAGGACUGGCUGGAGAACCUGGGCCAUUUGGGUUUCCUGGCCAAAAGGGGGAUCCUGGCGAGCGUGGGCACCCCGGACCACCAGGUGUUUUGCUGUCUCUGCCUCCUCUAUUCAAAGGCCCUCCAGGGGAUCCAGGUCUCCCUGGCCGCUAUGGAGAAAUGGGGGCUACAGGACCACCUGGUCCCCCGGGCCUACCAGGUAGACCAGGAGAAACAUGCAAAGGCCCGAUGGGACCGCCUGGACCACCCGGCUUUCCUGGACACCCGGGACUUCCAGGGGCUGCUGGGAUUCCUGGAAGUUUGGCUGCUGUUCCAGGAAAACCAGGCAACCCGGGACCACCUGGGCUGCCUGGAGCACCAGGGCCACCGGGAGCACCAGGAUCAGAUGCUCUCUACUGUAGAGCUGGACGUCCAGGACCACCGGGAGCAAAAGGCCAAAUGGGUCCUCCAGGAAGAAGAGGCUCCCAAGGGGAAAAAGGAAACCAGGGGAUCUGUGCCUGUCAGCUUUGUCCCCCGGGCCCUCCAGGCUCUCCAGGGUCUCCUGGGAGGCCGGGGAGAGAGGGAGACCGAGGACCCCCUGGGUGGUUUGGAGAAAAAGGUCUUCCAGGACCUCCUGGUGCUGACGGACCCCCAGGACCACCUGGAAAUCCUGGUGCCUCAGGACCACCUGGCAGCAAAGGAGAAAAGGGGAACAUGGUCGUAUCCAGGAUAAAAGGGCGCAAAGGAGAAAGAGGACCUGAGGGACUCCCAGGAUUCCCUGGGCAGCCAGGACAGCAUGGUCGGGAUGGAUAUGAUGGGGAAAAGGGAGAUCCGGGACGCCCAGGGGAUCAUGAAGAUGCUACACCAGGUGACCGAGGGUUUCCUGGGCCCCCAGGCCCCCAGGGAAGAACAGGCCCAAGGGGGCCUCCAGGUCUUGGAUAUCCUGGUCCACCAGGCCCCAGAGGACUACCAGGAGAUCCAGGCCACCCAGGCAAGAGGGGACCUGAAGGCAUGAAAGGCCGAAAAGGUGAUACAAUUCCUUGUGGUGUGAGCUACCCUGGGAGUCCAGGCCCCCCUGGAAUGGACGGCCCUCCAGGCCUUAAGGGCUUUCCUGGACCUCAGGGCUCUCCCGGGCCCAGGUGUUUGGAUGGGCCAAAGGGUCAACCCGGCAAACCAGGCCGACCAGAUAUCCCCGGGCCCCCCGGUUUUCGUGGUGACAUGGGAGAUCCAGGCUUUAAAGGCGAACAGGGGCCCUCCCCGAGGGGCCCCCCAGGCCCUCCUGGUCCUCCUGGAGCAAACGGACAGAAAGGAAUCCCUGGAGACCCUGCUUAUGGGCCCCCGGGACCCCCAGGGGAGAGGGGGCUUUCAGGAGCACCUGGCUUGAAAGGACACAGAGGCAGUCCAGGAUGCCCGGGUCCUGCAGGACGACAUGGUGUGCCCGGCUUUCCAGGUCUCAAAGGUCCCAAAGGCAGAGCUGGAAGUGCUGGGUAUCCAGGGCCCCCAGGUGUCCCCGGCAGUUCCUGUGGAAGAGGGGAUCCAGGAAGACCAGGGCAAGCUGGGCUCCCUGGGGCUCCGGGCAGUCCAGGUGCCCCGGGUUGGAAAGGAGAGCCUGGGGAUCGGGGCCCCCCUGGAUCAGCUGGAAUGAAGGGUCUGCCUGGGGUACCUGGAUUGCCGGGGGCACAUGGACACUUGGGGCCCCCAGGACUCCCGGGGCCCAUUGGAGAUGAUGGGCUACCUGGUCCUCCCGGCCCAAAAGGACCCCAGGGACUGCCUGGCUUUCCAGGCUUUCCCGGAGAGAGAGGAAAACCUGGACCCGAGGGAACCCCUGGCAGAAAAGGAGAACUUGGAGAGAAAGGUUGGCCUGGGCCCCCAGGAGACCCCGGAGUGAGAGGGGCCAAAGGAUCUAGAGGCCCUCCCGGAGAUGCAGGAGAAACGACUAUAAUUUCCCAAAAAGGCCAAAUGGGACAACCUGGACCUCCGGGAGAUGAUGGCUUCCCAGGAAAAGAAGGUGACAAAGGCACCCCUGGGAUGCAAGGGAGGAGAGGAGAGCCGGGAAGAAUGGGACCCCCGGGACUUCGCAAAGGGGACCCCGGAAGCAGUGGACCGCCAGGGACGCCGGGACUCCCAGGCCCUCCAGGCUCGCCUGGGCUGAGAGGGGUCAUUGGCUUUCCAGGGUAUCCAGGUGACCAGGGUCCGCCAGGUGCUCCCGGGCUCCCUGGACUCCCAGGAAUGGACGGAACCAAAGGACCCAAAGGACACAGGGGGGAUCCUGCAAGGCACUGCGACCUCCCUGGGCCAAAGGGUGAACCAGGAGCCCCUGGAUACCCAGGGUAUCCUGGAGAAACUGGAGAACGGGGCAUGCCGGGUGUUCAAGGGCCCAGAGGACCGCCGGGAAGACCAGGACCACCAGGCUCCUUCGGACCCCCAGGGUGUCCAGGUAACCCAGGAAUGCCUGGACAGGAGGGACAUCCAGGAGCAACGGGGGAUCCUGGACCAAGAGGUGUCACGGGAGACCCAGGGCCACCCGGUCUUCCCGGGGUACAAGGUCCCACUGGGUCACCGGGUCGGGACGGCUUGCAUGGCUUAAAGGGCCAGAAAGGAUCCAAAGGCGCUUCAGGUCUGCAUGAAAUGGGCCCACGAGGCGCCCCGGGCAUACCUGGGCAGAAGGGAGAGCCCGGAGAUCCGGGGAGCCCAGGGGUUUCUCCCCCCGGCCCCUUUGGAGAGAAAGGUCCCCCCGGUCCUCCAGGGCGCCGUGGGCCACCCGGCCCUGCAGGUGUCCCAGGGAGAGCUGCUGAGGGGGACAUUCCUGAUCCGGGCCCCACUGGAGAUCCGGGACCUCCUGGCCCCGACGGAGCUAGAGGAGCCCCUGGACCUCCGGGCACCCCUGGGAGUGUUGAGCUUCUGAGAGGGGAUCCAGGAGACUGUGGUCUGCCAGGGCCACCAGGUCCCCCAGGCCCACCAGGACCUCCAGGACAUAAAGGCUUCCCAGGAUGCGACGGAAAAGAUGGUCCGAAAGGUCCUAUGGGAUUUCCAGGGCCACAAGGACCACCUGGGCUUCCAGGGUCACCAGGAGAGAAGGGUUUGCCUGGAAACCCGGGUUUUCCAGGCCCCCCCGGUCCUCCAGGCUCCAAAGGUGAACGAGGACCACCUGCAGACUUGGAUUCCUGCCCCCGAAUCCCGGGACUGCCUGGGGUACCAGGCCCAAGAGGACCAGAAGGAGCCAUAGGACCCCCUGGCACAAGAGGCCCUCCAGGACCAGGGUGCAAAGGGGAGCCGGGCCUGGACGGCAGGAGGGGCGAGGACGGCAUCCCCGGCUCCCCCGGGCCUCCAGGACGCCCAGGGGACCAUGGCGAGGCGGGCUUCCCUGGCCCAGCAGGUCCUCCGGGGCCCCCUGGGGCUCCUGGGCGCCCGGGGCUCAGCGCCGCAGCCUUCGGGGGCUUCCUCCUGGUUCUGCACAGUCAGACGGACAGAGAACCCGUGUGCCCAGCGGGCAUGGCCCGGCUCUGGGCGGGCUACAGCCUGCUGUUCCUGGAAGGGCAGGAGAAAGCUCACAACCAGGACCUCGGACUGGCCGGCUCCUGCCUGCCCGUGUUCAGCACGCUGCCCUUCGCUUACUGCAACAUCCACCAAGUGUGCCACUACGCCCGGAGGAACGACAAAUCCUACUGGCUGGCCAGCGCGGGGCCCGUGCCCACCGCCCCGCUCUCGGAGGAGGACAUCCGCCCCUACAUCAGCCGCUGCGCCGUGUGCGAGGCGCCCGCGCAGGCGGUGGCUGUGCAUAGCCAGGACCAGACCGUGCCCCCGUGCCCGGGCGCAUGGACCAGCCUCUGGACCGGCUACUCCUUCCUGAUGCACACAGGAGCCGGGGCCCAGGGCGGCGGGCAGGCCCUCAUGUCCCCAGGCAGCUGCCUGGAAGACUUCAGGGUGGCCCCCUUCAUCGAGUGCCAAGGCCGGCGGGGCACGUGCCACUUCUUCGCCAGUGAGUACAGCUUCUGGCUGAGCACCGUCGGCGCAGAUGGGCAGUUUUCCUCGGCGCCAUCCCCGGCCACCCUGAAAACUGGCCAGGCCCAGCGCCAGAGGGUCAGCCGCUGCCAGGUGUGCAUGAGGCCCGGCUAGAGGACAGCGGGGACAGUGCCAGGGGUGGAGCCAGAAACCCGCCUGGCUGAGGCCUCCAACAGCGCCAGGACAGCAACUCUCAAGGUGCUCAGUUUUGAAUUCUGCUUUCCCGGAGCCCCGGGAGUCCUGC